Carassius carassius (crucian carp) is the source of this 8085-nucleotide messenger RNA. RefSeq names its product midnolin. Lineage: Eukaryota; Metazoa; Chordata; Actinopteri; Cypriniformes; Cyprinidae. Gene Ontology annotation, cellular component: nucleus. Bases 3593 to 5203 code for a protein of 536 amino acids. The record is from RefSeq and is a predicted model, not a curated record. The transcript is spliced from 8 exons. Gene Ontology annotation, molecular function: protein binding.
GAUGUAAUAUAUAAAUGUGCUGUUAUUUGUGUUAUUUUUAUUUAUGCUAAAUAUACUGUAAUUCUGUUCAGAUUUUGACAUUUUUGAUGCAGACAGUUUUGCUUUGUCAAAUGCUUGCUUCAUAAUACCUUAGCAGCUGUUUGACUGUCAACUAAUGAGGAACUGAAAAGCACAAAAAAGAGUUAAUUUGCAUGAACAAAUUACAUAUUUCCUUUGAAAUCAAGCAAUAUGAGAAUGUCGAAACUUGAACCUUUCCGAUAUGUUAGCACGGUUGUACUUUUAAAAAUAUAUCUUUUUAAUGCUUGAGUUGUGAACCUAAAUAAUUAUCAACCACUUUUAAUACUGCACAGACUUCUAAUUAAGCAACAUAUGGGCAAGCUCAACUGACAGUGCAAUCUUGUGCAGGAGCAGGAUUACCUUGUUUCUAGGAAGCCAGCAAUGUUUUAGACUUAAUCCAGCUUUUCACAAGAACACUUCAUAGAGGUCAUAAACUGAUUCCUUCGGUCACUAUGUGGGAAGCUGUAAAAGUAAACAAUCUCAUGGCCCACAUGUAAAUGCUUUACCGGACUGACACAAUUGAACUCUCUGUGGUGGACUUGAACAGCACAGGGAAAUAAGGAAGUAAGCAGUAGGAACAUUAGCAAGAAAGGCCGGUCGUGGGGACUGCAGCUCAAAGAGUGACGGGAAAUAAUGGCAUUCCUGUGAAGUGUAGGCUUCUAUUUUUAAAGUCUGAUUGGACGCAAGAUGACUGAGCUUCCUACGUCACAGAUGGAAUCAGAGGGGCCAGAAUAACCUUCCAUAUCAAUGAUUAGAUUACCGCAACCAGCCCAACAGUGGAUACAGGUAAAAUGUCAGUGUGCCACACAGCCCCCGUGCAUUGCUUUUCUCAAGAGCUGUGUCCUGAUUAAAUUAGCCUAACGUGGGAAGUUGCUAAUCUGAGCCAACCCAAGAUUAAGCCUGCAGGCUACCGAGAGUACAUGGGAGAAUGUGUGUUUGAGUGUGGGCUGCUGAGUGGGUGGUGGAUAACGAGGGUUUGCGGAGAACAAAUAAACCUUGCAGAACAUGAGGCUAACAAAGAUUCUCCUGUAAUUCUAUUUCGCCUUAAUUCAUCAUGUGAUGUCUUGUAUAAUACCAAAUGAAAUGUGUAUUAAUAACAAGCAGAACAAGCUUCAUUUGCAUUGGAAUUUGGCUCAUGUGUUGGGUGAUUUCUGUAGUGGUUGCACUCUGUUUCCAUAAAGAAGUGCUUUCGAGAACUUUUUCAUUUAUAACGUGGUCAAGCCUGGCAGGUGGCUAAUUAUGCAAGACUAUACAAAUGUGAUACGCCUGCAAAGCUACUAAGACCUGGAACAAACGACGCAACAUUGUGAUUAUAUACCUAGAAUACCUCCAUCAGUGGGCUCAUGAUUAUCUCAGAAUUACCCACUUGAAGUAAUGAGAAAGCUGUUAUUUGCAUCACAUAUGCUAGAUGAUUUUAAGAGCGAUGUUAAGUGCGUCAUAAUUUACACAACAGUUAUUUUCAACAAAUCAUUGGCAGAGUGGCUCGGUAUCUGGAAUACUUGAUUCUCAUUGGUUAAUUGCGGGUAUCAGAUAUUUGCAGUCGUCCACAGCAACGUUCGUACAAACUUAGUAUAUACUAAUUAUAAAUACAUUUUAUCGUAAAAUAUAUUAAAGUAGAAAACUUUAAAUUGCAAUAAUAUUUCACAUUACUACUAUUUUACUUUAUUUUUUAAUCAAAUAAAUGCAGCCUUAGUGAGGCCAAAUAUCAUUAAAAAAUCUUACCAGCCCAAGGCAUUACAACAGUAGUCAAAAAUCACCCACACUCAGUUGGAAAAAACAGACCUGCAAAGUUAGCCAUCUUCUUGCUUAAUAACCUUUUCAUGUGAAUUAGGUGGAGGUGUAAAUGAUUCUUGUGUAAUUUUUGUAUUCCCACAAUACUCAUUUAUUCCCACUUCCUGUUGACAUACCUAUGAGCCAUGGCCCUACGCAUUGACAGGUGUGGCCCAAUGCUUCCCCCUCUGUUUUUAACAAAGGAAUCAGGGUAAAAAAACAAUCGGAAUGGACAGACGGAUACAGACUUGAACAAAUCUCAGACUUGAAAAUGGGAACGGGAAUGACUUUGAUGCUUUGGAAUGCUGCUCACCCACACAUGCACAGACGCCCACAUAUGUCCCACACAUGUCUCAAACAUUUGAUUACACAUAAAGAUACCCAUUGUACGUGACACUUCAGAUCGGUCACAUCCACCCAUUCCAUUUAAAGACGAGCUUGCAUGAAUAAGGCUAAGUGAUUCACUGAAUGCUGUUUAAAUUGGCAAGAGACGAAAAACCUCUUCAACCUAAUUCCCUUUAGGGUGGAAAAGCAGCUAAACCUUCUUAGAGCACAUUGUGUCAGCUUGUUAGUAAAACCCGUACAAUGACAUAAUUCAUCAUCUACAAAUUCUAAAUCAGUUUCAGGUUUAUGGCCUCCACCUUGCUGUGUCACUGUUUCAAAAAGGAGAUGAGGGAAGGUGUUAGACUCGAUAUUAAUGCGAGAAUACGGAACACAUUACAGUACUGUUGUGUUAUAAAGUUGUAGGUACAUUGUUAUUAUGACUACUAACAACUUUUAAUGCAUUAAUAUAUCUUUAAGCUGAAAAUUAGUUUUUAUUAUUCAUUUUAUAAAAUGAUUAAUGGGUCUUGAAUGAGUUGUUUAAAACCAACAUAUAUCGCCAUUGUCAACUUCCUCGUUCUGGUCUCCACUGCAUAUUAAUAUACACUAUCAUAUGUGCUAUUUCUGCAUUAUGACUUCUCAGUUACUAAUUUGAAAUAUAGUUCUAUAUAGUCCUGUAUUUUAGAGUUUGCUCUAUGGUAGAGUUUACCGGCUUAAACUUCCAAGUAUAUUUAUAUAAUAUGCACACUUUUAUAUCUUGAAAUGUUGAUCUAUUUCAUCAUAGUUUCUCAUCUUUAACAUCUCUGCUGCUCUACUGAAGUGGCGUCACAAACUUCCUGCGAUUUGAAUUCCUCGUAAGUUUGUUGUUUUUCGUCGACUUCUCUUGUAUCCAAGCAAUGUGUUUUCCUUGACUGGUUGCCCAGUUACUUCUUUCUGACGUCAAGACAUAGUCACGCCCCUCCUAAAAAUCAAACGCUUCUCCACGUUAACCUCUUUUAAGGUGGCUCAGAUAUUAUACUUUUGCAAUACGUGUGUUUCCCCAACCAAACAAACCUCGUUUUCGCUUUUAGAUUGCAUCUGAGUGAUUGUGAAGUGAGAAAUUCAUAGAAUAUUUUGAAAUGCCCAUACAGAAUCAAAUCAAGCAUGUGAUUUGGGGCCUCCACCUUAAAACACAUGCUGACGUCGCAAGCCGCAAAGUCUCCACCCCUUCUGUGAGCAGCUUUGUUAAAGAGGUGUUAUACUUGAACUCCAGCGCUCGAAUGCUGUCACACGGAGUAGUUUCGGAUAGCAGGAGCACUGGAAAAGACUUGGGAUUUAACCCGGCGUCUGCUCUGGGACGGCUGAUUCAUUAAACCAAGCGUACCGGCUGUUGUAGACACAUCCUAGUGGAGUUUUUUUUUUUUUUUUUGGACAAAUCUAAACUACAUUCAAUUUUUCUCUAUACAUGCCAAAACUAGGCAACCUUGUGGAGGAUUCUGAGACAUUGUCGCGAAACUUUGAAGUUUUCGCCACAAUAAUUGGCUAUCGAAUGGACCAGCAUCCGAGCGCCCGGAGCUGCAGCAGUCGCGGAGCUGCGCCGUCCUGCGAGAGCGUCUCCGGCGAGCCCCCCAUGAAUUUGUACAUCCACUCCACCACCGGCACACGCAUCGAGAUCUCCCUUCCCGCUGAAGAGACCGUGGAAGGGCUAAAGCGAAGACUCUCUCAAAGACUGAAAGUACCCAAAGAAAGACUCGCGCUGCUACACAAAGAAACACGCUUGAGUUCAGGAAAACUUCAAGAUUUGGGAAUAACGGAUGGGAGCAAGUUAACGCUGGUUCCAACAGUUGAAGCAGGCCUAAUGUCUCAAGCAUCAAGACCAGAGCAGUCAGUAAUGCAGGCGCUGGAGAGCUUGACAGAAACGCAGGUCAGCGACUUCCUGUCGGGACGGUCUCCUUUAACACUGGCUCUGCGAGUAGGCGAUCAUAUGAUGUUUGUCCAACUGCAGUUGGCAGCUCAGCACUCUGGCGGCCCACAGUUACAGCAUCGACAUCUCAUAUCACGUGGGAGUUCAGAGGGCACGACAGGACAGCAUGCAGCCUCAGGCUCUGCCUCUGGGAUGGCAAGGGUUUCACACAACCCUCACCCACAUCACUCACACCCACAUCCUAAUCAUCCAAACACAACACUUCCAUCUUACCCAGCAGCGUUCCCACCUUCCCCCUCUAUCCCAUCUAUUCCUCCCAUGUACCCCACCUCAGCCCCAGGGCACUGUAGCCCUCCACCACACCCCUCUCAAGUCCCGGGAAGUUUUCUUCACUCCCAGCAGCCAUCUUCAGCCUGUCCCACCUCUCCAAGCAGCCCUAGCCCUGAAGCAUCCUGUCCAGAGGCCAGCUGCCCAGCAAAGACAUCUGGCAAUUGUAACACUCCCUCAAGAUCCCGCAAACCAGGGGCUAUCAUCGAAAGUUUUGUGAACCAUGCUCCUGGAGUUUUUUCUGGGACAUUUUCAGGCACUUUGCAUCCCAACUGUCAGGACAGCACCGGACGUCCUAGACGAGAUAUAGGCACCAUCCUUCAAAUCUUGAAUGACCUUUUAAGUGCCACUCGGCAUUACCAGGGCAUGCCACCGUCGCUCACACAGCUCCGCUACCAGACCCAUUGCAACAGCCCCAGCUCGCCCACACCGUCGCCACCACCUUCACCUCCCCACACCCCCAGACUAAGCACCCUGCCUACCACAGUGCCCUCUGAGACCCAGCCCACCCUCCACCCACUGGUGCAGUGCCAGAGCCAGAUCCGCAUGUGCAAGCCUCCUGGUGACCGAUUGCGUCAGACAGAGAACCGAGCCACGCGCUGCAAAGUGGAGCGACUGCAGUUGCUCAUGCAGCAGAAGCGCCUGCGCAGGAAGGCCCGGCGAGACUCCCGCGCCCCGUACCAUUGGCUCCCCAACCGGAAGGGUGGACGCAGCAACAGUAACAGCAGUAUGUCUAGCGAAGGCUCCCUGGACCUGGACUUUGAAGACUCUGUGUGGAAGCCAGACGUCAAAGCUGAUAUGAAAUCAGAAUUCAUCAUGGCCUGAAGCAACAACGGUUGUGCCAUCUUCAUCGAGGAAGACUGAGGUUUACAUUUUUUACUGAGGAAACUUUCUGAAGACUGUGUCCAAAGCUGCACAUUCAGAAUCUCGUAGGCAUCUCUCCUCAUCUAUUCUGUGACCACGAAGACUUUACACAAAGGAAUAGUCACAGACUUUUACUUACCUUUCAUCCUUGAUAGACUUUGAUCUUGGAAUAGACUCAAUUUUCAAAUGACGAUGUUUGGAUAUGGAUUGGACUGACAAAUAGACAGAAUUUGGACUCAGAACGUCCAUUAAGUAAACACAAAUGAGCAUAGCAGACAUCAUUGGUGUUGAGAUUUGUUCUUCUCUUUACUUUUUUUUAUUUCAAGGGGGAAGAGCCAUAAAGGCCAAAUACAGGCACAAUGAACUAACAAAAAUCAGAAACUGAAGCUACUUCCUCCUUUUUUUCAUUACAAAUGGGCAUUCACAGUUCAAGAAUCAUUUGAAGGGGGUUAUCUUUGUUUUUAAGUCCUGUUUUUCUUGAAUCAUGAUGAUGAUACAAAAUAUGUAGCAUUACCCACAAAGCAUUCAGGUUUUCUAUCUUGUAGAUGAGGAGGGUUCAUUUGCACACACACCCGUGAUUUUAAAUAGACAAAUAAUAUCAUAACAUAACCAAGAGAUGGCACAGUGCAUGUUUAGUAUAAAUAUAUUUACACAAAAAAAUGUUUUCUCAACAACAGCUCACUCGACUAAAGUCAGAGGUUCAAGUAGGAAACUAAAACAUGAAACGAAACGAAAAUAAGCAAGAUGCAAGGCUUGUGAAGUAGGUUGUUUUUAGAAUAUAUAAAAAAUGGCUUUUCUUUUUUACCUCCGUGUAAACAUACAAACCAACCAAACGUAAAACAGCAAUUGCUAAGCAAGGCUGUUAGAUGAAUCUGAUGUUAUAUAAUCAUUUAAAUACACACUGUAUCUCUCCUGUUACUGUUUAAAUGUGUAUAAUAGAGAGGGUGCCAGAGGAAUAGUUUACAAUUGUGCAUUAUAAUGGCACGCUCUGCCAAAGUGGAAUCUCUCAUUUAUGCAUUUGACUAAAACAAACCGCCAUUCAAGGGUGUUAUCCCAGCAACCACUUACAUUUGUGAUACAAUUUUACUAAGACUACCAAUAUUUAGUUGUCCAUUUGGCCAGACUUCUUUGCAGAUUCCCAUGUAAACAUCCAGACCGGAGUGUAUCCUCCACUCUCGAUAGUGCCUCAUACCCUCAUACGUAGAUGCACUGACAUAUUCUAUCAGGCGUUCCACAGACAGACGGUUCUGCUGCUAUAUGGGACUUCUCUUUGCAUGAAAAAGCGUGAUCUAUCCUGAUCCUUUUUAUAGAAGAAAAUAAUAACAACAAUACUGAGAUACUGGUGCUGAAAAGAAAAGAUAUACAAGCAUGAAUUUUUGAAAAUGGAAAGAAAAAAAAAUGCUCCAGCUACUUGGGAUUUUUGAAGUAGGAACAUGAUGUUACAUAUCAGUCUCAAACCAAAACAGGACUGGAAUUCUACUUUACAUGGAUCAUUCCUGGACUAACUAAGGAACAACGGAACAUGUUCUACUCACAACAUCCAAGGGAUCCUCAGAGCAAACCCCCAACACUCCCAUCGGACUAACAGGGAUGUUAGCAACCAACGUUCGCCCCUAAUGACUUCUUGGAAAUAAACGUGAAAAUGUCCUGAACCACACUGAUGUUGCACUCACUGAGUUUGCAAUGAGAUUACCUACCUGAAGGGGAACAUUGUCUAUUCCUUUUUUUUUUCUGUUCAAGUGGCCUUAACGUUCAUCAUCGAAACACUUGCAGAGUGGUGGACAACAUAGGGAUGUUUUUUUUUCUUUUUGUCCAGUGUUUUUGUUAAAGCAUAAAUUUUUCGGGGGCAGUUUUUGUGUUUAGGAGGUGGAGGCUCUAUUAUGUCAAGGCUUCAGUGCCUUAAAGUUUUGCCCCUUCGGUGUACGAAAAAAAAUCGGAACAAAUCAAUUCACAUUUUUGCAGGUUUUUAUCAAUUUAUAGGAGCUGUGGUAGAAUAUUGUGUGUUUUAUGGUUUGAUUGUUACCAGUCACGACCUGGAGUUCAAACAGGUUCCAUCAGUGUGUUCCAUUGUUUGUUUGAUUACGUCCCUUGAACCCUACUGUCCUACAAAGAAGCAACAAAUUUACAAAUUUAAUUGAAAUAAAAAUAUAGUUUCAACUGCAGUGCUAUAUCAACAAAGUGCCCUAACUCUCAAUUGAGAUGUCCUUUAAGGACACACUGACAACAUGCACUUCCCUUCUUCUCAAAUAAACAACUUCAAUGGAUGAUUUCUCCCUCCCCCCCGAGAAAAUCAUUGUUUAAUUUUUAUAUAUGUAUAAAAUAUAUUCUGUCUGCCUCACCUAUAUGUAAAGCGGUAAAAAAAAAGUAAAAAAUUCAAAAAGCAUAGGAGAUGAUCUGAGUUUUAGGACUGGGUAAUUGAAUAAGGGUGGAGGGAGGGAAUGGGGAGCAUUUUCAAUAGUUUGUGGAGUUCUGAUCACAUCAUUUAAGUUGCCUGUUCUUUCUUGUAGCCAAUGAAAACUGAUUACAAGAGUUGAGAAAAAAAAAAACAAUUUACUAUGUUCUAGCUAUAGACCGGUGUAGCACAUAUGUGACUGUAUUAAUUUAUGAAACCAAAAUGGUAACUGUGAAUUAUGUAUUUCUUUGUGCUUUUUUUAAAGUGGGCAGAAGGCAGUAAAGGGCGUGGCUGUGCCCUGUUUUGUUUUUGUGGAACAUAAUGGAAAUAAUCAAGUAAAAAAAAAAAAGGAAAAUAUCUAAAUAUAUUUUUUUUCUUAAGCAAUACAUUUCAGUGUGACUUGUGAUAGGACAUUUUCUUUUUUUAGGUAAUAAAUUGAAAGAAAAAAGUU